Molecule: messenger RNA, 674 nt
Organism: Hibiscus syriacus
Lineage: Eukaryota; Viridiplantae; Streptophyta; Magnoliopsida; Malvales; Malvaceae
Exons: 1
Coding region: 137-535 (132 amino acids)
Source: RefSeq, a predicted model, not a curated record
UAUUUAAUUAUAUGCUAUCAAGCUUAUACCAAAUUUAUCAGCCUCUUCAAUCUCACACCCACUUCCGCCUUUUUCUCUUUUCUCUCGAUGAAAAGAAAAACAGAGUGAAACAGAGAGGGAAGGUAUUCCGGCGACCAUGUACAACGGCUUGAAAGGAUACUGGAAGAGGAGAGGCUACGUGAAGCUAAAUGGUUCGACUCGAUCACGGCGGAGCAGGUUGGAGCUCCGGAAAAAGAGGUUCUGGAGGAUCAGGAUCAAGGCAAAGCUGAGAAUAAAGUCACCCAAGAAGUGCUUCGUCUGGCUACGGGAUGCGUACGUGAGUAUGAUGCUGGGUUUAGCUAACUCCAGGAUGGUUAGUAGUGGGUACAGAGGAGGCGUAGCGGAUCAAGGGAUCGCCGCCUUUGGGAAGCGUCCGGUGAAAGAGUACGACGACAAAAUGAUCGUUGAGAUGUACAAAUCCUUGGUGAUGGGCCAAGGUCAGUUAGUGGCUCGGGAACCAGGGGAGCUUUGCUCCGCAAUCAUCGGUCGACGGUGAAAAAUCAAACUAAGUUAAUAAAAGGGGUUAUUUUCAAGCAUCUGAGAUUAUUUUUCUGCCACAAAACAGUGGUGAAAAUAUGUUAUAGUUCAUGAAAAUUAGAGAAAGAUCAAUUCCUAAAGGGAAAAAAUGAUAUUUU